GAGCAUGGCCGCGGCCGCGGCGGGAGGAGCCCCGGGUCCGGCCCCCGGCCCCGCCAGGCCCGCGCCGGCCGCCCGGAACCCGCCGGCCGUGCCGCGGAGGCGCGGGGACUCCCGGCGCCGCCAGGCCGCCCUCUUCUUUCUCAACAACAUCUCCUUGGACGGACGGCCCCCGAGCCUGGGUCCCGAAGGCGAGAAGCCACCUCCGCCGCCGCCGCCGCCGCCCACCGAGGCCCGCGAGGCGCCCGCGCCACCGCCCGCUCCACCCGGAGGUCUCCCGGGGCUGCCAGCCAGGCCCGCGCCCCAGGGCCUCCUCAGCCCCACGACGGCGCCCGCCGGCCUUGGGCUGGACGGGCAGCGCCAAAGGAGACGAGUCACAUCUCAGCGCUGUUCCCUUGAGUUUCUAGAAGAUGCAGUGGGAUGUGCCUCUGUGCAGAGAACCAAGCAUGCAUCUGGAUCACCAAGACACAAAGGCCUGAAGAAAACCCACUUCAUCAAGAACAUGAGGCAGUACGAUACAAAGAACAGCAGGAUUGUGCUCAUCUGUGCCAAGCGGUCCCUGUGUGCGGCAUUCUCAGUCCUGCCCUACGGAGAGGGCCUGCGGAUCAGUGACCUGAGGGUGGACAGCCAGAAGCAGAGGCACCCAUCCGGCGGCGUUUCUGUUUCUUCUGAGAUGGUCUUUGAAUUGGAAGGCGUUGAGCUGGGAGCAGAUGGAAAGGUCGUGUCUUAUGCAAAGUUCCUGUACCCUACUAAUGCCCUGGUUAUACACAAGAAUGACAGCCAUGGCUUGCUGCCCCAGCCUCGGUCCAGCAUCUCCCGGGCUCCACCAGGUUCAAGACACAAACCUGUGCCUACCAAGUCAACACCAGCUGGCACAGAACUAGGAAGCGACGGGGGAGAUGCAGUAGAAUACAACCCCAACCUCCUGGACGACCCACAGUGGCCAUGUGGGAAGCACAAGCGUGUACUCAUCUUUGCUUCAUACAUGACCACUGUUAUAGAGUACGUGAAGCCUGCGGACCUCAAGAAGGACAUGAACGAGACCUUCAGGGAGAAGUUUCCUCAUAUCAAACUGACCUUGAGCAAGAUUAGGAGUUUAAAGCGGGAGAUGCGGAACCUUUCUGAAGAAUGCAGCUUGGAGCCUGUGACCGUGUCCAUGGCCUAUGUGUACUUUGAGAAGCUCGUACUGCAGGGCAAGCUCAACAAACAGAACCGCAAACUGUGUGCUGGCGCCUGUGUUCUGCUGGCUGCCAAGAUCAGCAGUGACCUCCGCAAGAGUGAAGUGAAGCAGCUCAUUGACGUGAGUGCGAGAAGCUGGAGGAAAGGUUCCGGUUCAACAGGAGAGACCUCAUUGGAUUUGAGUUCACAGUGCUUGUGGCUUUGGAACUGGCCCUGUACCUCCCCGAGAACCAAGUAUUACCUCACUACAGACGCCUCACCCAGCAGUUCUAGCCCAACGCUGCAACCCACAGGGAGGCUGCUUUGGCUAGAGCACUGACAAGUGUCCCUGUCCCUCCUCCAGUAACUGCACUUGCCCCUCACGGCCCACGGCAGCUCUUGGCUUCCUUGGGAAAAGACACUGCUUUUAUUUUGGGGUGUACCACACCUCCACCUUGAGGCCCUGUUGAGGAUUUUCCUGAAGCAAAUGAAGUGUGGGGCUUGGCUUGCUUUUCAUGUGCCUGAGACCAGCCUGGUUUAUGUUGUGAACUCUGAGGUCCAGCCUUCAUUUUGCCUAGCCAUGAAACGAUUCCUGUAGAGACCUAGGUGUCCAGACCCAAUUGCCAGCAGAGACCCCAUCAGCACAUUUUUUGUUUUUUGAAAUACAGAAAAGGGCAGACACCUUGACCAUUCUGAGUCUGCUCACACUGGACCUUGUUAAAGUAUCUGCCACUGUGAAACCCCUGUGCCAUCACACGCACAGCAGUGUUUGGCCAACACCACCCAACCCCUGCCAGCACAACUUUUCCCCGUGUUACUGGACUGUUUUAAGACAACCGCUGACUGCGGGCUCUUGACUUUACUAAGCAAUAUCAUGAUGGAGAAAAGGUAUUAUAACUUGAGACUUGGUCUCUAUGGGAACAAAGUGGCCCAUUAAGGCCUACUGCUGACUCUGAACCACACCUGAUCCCCAAGCAGGAAGGAACUGACAAACAGCACAGUGAGUAGAUACCAUCUAGGCCAACUUGCCUGUGCCACCUCUCCCUGCUGACAACAGACAAGAGCCACCUUCCACCUUCCCUAGAAACUGGUCACCAGCCUGACAGACACCAGUCCCACUGCUCCCAAGUGCUUGGUUCCACAGCCUCAUCACCUGACACCAUUCAACCACCUAGGCCUAGUGAAUCACUAAUAGCUUAAACAGGAACCUUGAAGGAUAGUAAAUAGUCUUUUAUCCUGUCCAUGCUUAUGCUGGUGUAAGCAUGCCAGUCCUCAGAGCACCUUUGGGUACAAGACAGUGGCUCCUGCAGAUAGGCCAUCUUUGGGGCAGCCCCAUCACCUUGUUUAAAAUGAACGUAGAUACGGCUGAAUGGCAAACAGUAAUAAUUUAAGCUUUUAUAUUUAUGUUAUGUGGUAAGGUGUAUUCAUUUUACCAAGCUGGUCUCUUAGUCCUUCCCUCCAUGCCCUCAACAAGGCCAGGAGCUGCUGCUGUGUGGUACUGAGUGAGCACUGUCACAGCAAAGCCAUCUCUUAAACCAGAGUCCCCACAGACCAAGCCCAGAAACUUGAGGUAUACCCAUGGUGUCCAGCUGGACUGUGACCCAACGCCACAGACCUGGUGCUGUACCCUCAGCACUGAACAGGACACCACUGUCUCAGAGUGGCUGACCAGAAUGGUGUGUCCAAGUAGGUUUUGAAUGGAAGGUGUUAAAUUUUUUUUGUUAAAGUAAAACUUGUUUUUGCAACAUA
This is a messenger RNA of Arvicanthis niloticus (Nile rat), 2904 nucleotides long. The record is from RefSeq and is a predicted model, not a curated record. NCBI's taxonomy places the organism in Eukaryota, Metazoa, Chordata, Mammalia, Rodentia, Muridae.